AUGCUCUGGCUCUCCAGCGGCAGGGCUCUGGCUCCGCUGCUCCGGUCCCGCGCGCUCCCCUUCGCCGCCUGGCUCCUGCUCAGCCCCCUGUGGGUCCAGAUGUCUCUGGCUUCCUCCUUCCUGACAGGAUCUGUUGCAAAAUGUGAAAAUGAAGGGGAAGUUCUACAGAUACCAUUUAUCACAGACAAUCCUUGUAUAAUGUGCAUUUGCCUGAAUAAGGAAGUGACAUGCAAACGAGAGAAGUGUCCAGUGCUUUCCAAGGAGUGUUCUCUGGUCAUUAAGCAGAGAGGAGCCUGCUGUGAGCAAUGCAAAGGUUGCACUUUUGAAGGAAACCCCUACAACAGCUCUAUGAAAUGGCAAGUGCCAGCUAAUCCAUGUAUUGCAUAUCAAUGUCAGGAAGGAGUGGUAACAGAAUCUGAGAUGCAGUGUGUUGUUCAUUGCAAAAACCCUUCUGAACUGCCGGGAAUGUGUUGCCCCACUUGUCCAGGUUGUAUAUUUGAAGGUAGACAUUACCAUGAAGGGAAGGAAUUUCAGCCUGAAGGAAACAAAUGCACCAAGUGUUCUUGUAUUGGAGGCAGGACACACUGCGUACGAGAAGUCUGCCCCAUUCUGUCAUGUCCCCAGCAUCUCAGUCACAUUCCUUCUGGACACUGUUGCCCCAAAUGUUUAGGCCAGAGGAAAGUGUUUGACCUCCCAUUUGGAAGCUGCCUCUUUCACAGUGAUGUUUAUGACAAUGGAUCCUCUUUCGUUUAUGACAACUGCACUAUGUGUACCUGUAGGAAUUCUACAGUGGUAUGUAAGAAGAAGUGCUCACCUCCUGGAGAAUGCAAUAAAAGCAAGGAACACUGCUGCAAGGAGUGUGUCUCGUACGUCUCUCCUGAGGAAUUGAAAGUGUGCAAAUUCGGGAAUAAGAUCUUUCGGGAUGGAGAGAUGUGGUCCUCUGUUAACUGCACCAUCUGUGCUUGUGUGAAAGGCAAGACAGAGUGUCGCAAGAAGCAGUGCAUUCCAGUCAACAGCUGCCCUCAUGGUAAGAUCCUGAACAGAAAAGGAUGCUGUCCUAUUUGCACUGAAAAGCCUGGAGUUUGCACUGUAUUUGGAGACCCCCACUACAACACUUUUGAUGGAAGGACAUUUAACUUUCAGGGAACAUGUCAGUACGUUUUGACGAAAGACUGCUCCUCCUCUGCCUCGCCCUUCCAGGUGCUGGUGAAAAACGAUGCCCGUCGGACCCGUUCUUUCUCCUGGACAAAAUCUGUGGAUCUUGUGUUGGGCAGAAGCACUAUCAGCCUCCAGCAGCACCUCACAGUGAAAUGGAAUGGGACCCGGAUAUCACUGCCUUGCGAGACUCCUCAGUUUCAGAUCGACUUGGAUGGUUACUUGCUGAAAGUGACAACUAAAGCAGGCUUGGAAAUCUCCUGGGAUGGAGACAGCUUUGUCGAAGUCAUGGCUGCACCACAUCUGAAAGGCAAACUCUGUGGCUUGUGUGGCAACUAUAAUGGGCACAAGAGAGAUGACCUGGUAGGAGGUGAUGGGAAUUUUAAGUUUGAUGUGGAUGACUUUGCUGAGUCCUGGCGCGUGGAGUCGAAUGAGUUCUGCAGUCGCCCACAGAAGAAACCUGUGCCUGAACUGUGCCAAGGAACAGUGAGGGUAAAACUUCGGGCCCACAGGGAAUGCCAGAAACUCAAGGCUUGGGAGUUUCAGAAUUGUCACUCAACGGUGGAUUAUACUACGUUCUAUCGGUCCUGUGUAACAGAUAUGUGUGAGUGUCCAGUUCAUAAAAAUUGCUACUGCGAGUCAUUCCUUGCCUAUGCCCGAACCUGUCAGAGAGAAGGGGUGAAAGUCCAAUGGAAACCUGAGCAGCACUGUGCAGCAACCCAGUGUAAACAUGGUGCAGUGUAUGAUACCUGUGGCCCUGGAUGUGUCAAAACAUGUGACAACUGGAAUGAGAUUGGUCCAUGCAAUAAGCCAUGUGUUGCAGGUUGCCACUGUCCAGCAAACUUAGUUCAUCACAAAGGAAGAUGCAUCAAGCCAGUCCUCUGUCCACAACGGUGA
Molecule: messenger RNA, 2052 nt
Organism: Emys orbicularis (European pond turtle)
Lineage: Eukaryota; Metazoa; Chordata; Testudines; Emydidae
Gene: BMPER
Product: BMP binding endothelial regulator
Exons: 15
Coding region: 1-2052 (683 amino acids)
Cellular component (GO): extracellular region
Molecular function (GO): protein binding
Source: RefSeq, a predicted model, not a curated record